This is a messenger RNA of Neohortaea acidophila, 1617 nucleotides long. RefSeq lists its product as uncharacterized. The record is from RefSeq and is a predicted model, not a curated record. Gene Ontology annotation, cellular component: membrane. The annotation marks the transcript as partial. Lineage: Eukaryota; Fungi; Ascomycota; Dothideomycetes; Mycosphaerellales; Teratosphaeriaceae. The transcript has 2 exons.
AUGUUCCUCAAAUGCGGACCUCUCCUACGAUACACCGGCAUACGGCGAGAAGGCGAGCGAGAGAUCUGGAGAGGCAGCAUCAUGAUUGUUACCGAGGAUGAGCAGUCCGACUACUCCACAGUGCCUACUCUGAGGAUCUUUGCACAGCCGAUGGACCUGCUACAACUACCACCGAAUCACCGCGAUGGGGAAAAGGCAGGCCGGUACAAGGAAGUCCGCGCCGUGCGAUUGCAUGCCGAACGCGGCUUCACCUUCUGGCGAUGGAGCAUCGAAAUCGAACUGGGGUCGCAACAACAUCGAGUCGCGUACAGGAUCAACAAGGGUCCUGCGUUGGGCUUUUGGGUUCCCGCGCGAGGCGAGACGAUGAACAUGAUGUUUCACUCUUGCAACGGCUUCUCCUUAUCCGUCGACCCGAAUGUGUUCAGCGGCCCAGAUCCGCUAUGGCGAGACGUGCUGAACAAACACCAGACUCGCCCCUUCCACGUGAUGAUCGGCGGCGGAGACCAAGUCUACAACGACGGCGCGAUGCGCGACACCACGCUCUUCCGCGAGUGGCUGCAAACGAAGAAUCCGGAAUUCAAGCACGGCGCCGACUUCUCCCCGCAGAUGCAGGAGGAGUUGGAAGCGUACUACCUGCAUCGCUACAGCAUGUGGUUCAGCCAGGGCCUGUUCGCCAUGGCGGGGAGUCAGAUCCCCAUGGUGAAUAUCUGGGACGACCACGAUAUCAUUGACGGCUAUGGCUCGUACCCGCACCAUUUCAUGAGCACGCGCGUGUUUACUGGGCUCGGGGCGAUUGCGUUCAAGUACUACAUGCUGUUUCAGCACCAGUCUGUCGCCGCUGAGACAAGCCAGGAAGAGCCGAGUUGGGUGCUCGGUGCGAGUCCGGGUCCAUACAUCAACGAGCUGGCACGGCAUGUGUUCCUCGACCUUGGCCGCAAGGUCAAGUUCCUCGGCAUGGAUUGCCGCACCGAGAGGAUGAGGGACGAGGUUUUGAGCGAAGCGAGCUACGACAUCCUCUUCGACAAGUGUCGUGCAGAGAUCAAGAGUGGUGAAACCAGACACCUGAUCGUGAUGCUCGGCGUUCCGAUUGCGUAUCCGCGCCUCAACUUCCUGGAGAACAUCCUGACGAGCCGCGUGAUGGACCCUAUCAAGGCCAUCGGGCGGACAGGGGUAUUGGGCGGGUUCGUGAACAAAUUCGACGGCGGUGUCGAGAUCCUGGAUGAUCUGGAUGAUCACUGGAGCUCCCGAGGUCACAAGCACGAGCGGAACUGGUUCAUUCAAGAGCUGCAGGAGCUGGCGGCGGAGAAGAGCGUUCGAAUCACGAUACUAGGCGGCGACGUCCACCUCGGCGCAGUAGGGCAGUUCUACACGCCGAAGAAAUUCGGCAUCAGCAAGGACCGCGAUCACCGCUACAUGCCGAACGUCAUCAGCAGCGCCAUUGUCAACACGCCGCCUCCCAAUGUGAUGGCGGACGUGCUGAACCGGCGGAACAAGGUCCAUCACCUGGACUCCGAGACGGACGAGGAUAUGAUUCCAAUGUUCGAUGUCGACGUCGAUGGCAGCAAGCGGAACAAUAAGUGCCUGCUCCCGAGGCGCAACUAUUGCACGAUUCGCGAG